Messenger RNA from Cyclocybe aegerita, 363 nucleotides. The record is from the annotation of a GenBank genome assembly. Lineage: Eukaryota; Fungi; Basidiomycota; Agaricomycetes; Agaricales; Hemipholiotaceae.
AUGGCGGCCCAGCAAUCUCAAGGCAUCCAGACCCUUCUCGAGGCAGAGAAGGAAGCCGCAAAGAUCGUUCAGCAGGCCCGCCAAUAUCGGGUUCAAAAGCUUAAGGAUGCUCGCGCAGAGGCGAGCAAAGAGAUAGAAGAGUACAAACGCGCCAAGGAGCAAGAGUUCAAGGCGUUUGAGGAUUCACACGCAGGAAACACGUCUACGACACAAGCGGCCCUCGACAAGGAAACGGACGCCAAGCUGAGAGAGAUCGACGUAGUCUACGAGAAGAAGAGGGACCAUGUUGUCAAGACGCUUCUCGAACGAGCGGUUCUAGUGCAGCCAGAGCUCCAUCGAAAUCUCAAGAAACCCACAGCCUAA